Molecule: messenger RNA, 3347 nt
Organism: Momordica charantia (bitter melon)
Lineage: Eukaryota; Viridiplantae; Streptophyta; Magnoliopsida; Cucurbitales; Cucurbitaceae
Product: DUF2921 family protein, putative (DUF2921)
Cellular component (GO): intracellular membrane-bounded organelle
Source: RefSeq, a predicted model, not a curated record
GCAGGGCUCGCUGUAGCGAUCCGAUUCUGCUGCUUCCUGAGAGUGAAGUUUGACCGAUCGGUAUUUAUGGAGUAGCUCUCUUCAUCUUCUCUUUCACCCAACAAACGCAUUGCAUUGGAGUUUCCUCUCUUUAUGGAUUUCCCCCUAAAACCCUUCCAAUUCUCAUGGAUUUCUCCUCUCUUCUUCUUCUUCUUCUUCUUCUUCUUCUUCUUCCUUCUCAGCCUCUCCUCAGCGACCUCCUUGAUCCAAAAUCCAGAUUCACAAACCCAGCCCCUUUACGAUCAAAUUUGCAAUCACAUCGUUCCCCAAUCGCCUGUAGACACCCAGACCUUCUCCUUCGUCGAUUUCACUCGCAGACUCCAGUUCAGGAGCAGUUUCUUCUCAGGAGGCGACAAGAUCAUCGGCCAGCCUCCAGGUUCGGCCCCCUUGUUCCCGAGAUAUGUCUAUUUCUACCCGCUCAAUGCCCAUAAAACCGUCUCCCCGGGCGUAUAUAAACUCCAAGCAAACUUGGUUCUUCGAGGCUCGGCCAUGUAUCUUAAUUCUGACAAUUCCAAGCAUCGCCGAUUGCGGUUGGUUCGCUAUCGGGGACCCAAGACUCAGCCCUGGAAGCGUAGAGUGGGAUUUUCCCUCGACGGAUUUUGGUCGGAACAAUCUGGGAAGCUAUGUAUGGUUGGAUCAGGUACGAGUUAUAUGAAAUCGGGCGUUUUACAGUAUUUGAAUGUCGUUCUCAAGCUGGAUUAUCCAACAAACGUGACCAUUUUACAUAGUUUGAUAACUGGAACUUUGGAGAGUUUGGAUGAAAAUAGUGGUCCGAAAUUUUUUGAACCUGCUUCGAUCUUGAGUAUUGCCCAAACUGCGAAUUACAACUAUAAAUUCACAGACAACGGCCUUAAGGGUGGCUGCCUGAGCGGAAAUGAUAGAGGUCCGAUUCUAUCUAAAAAUGUCUGUUCAUCAAUUGGUACACUUACUGAUACGUUUGACUUGGAGUAUGGGAGUGACUGUGGUGUUGUGAACUGCAAUCCUCUUGGUAAGAAUGUUGCAUACUUGCCGAUUUCGAUGAACUACGAAGGAAUUGAGUGCACCCAAGAGGGAAAAAUGCGAAUGUUACUGCGCUUUAUCAACACAAGUUAUCAUGUAAAUCGAUAUUCUUUCGUUCCUAGCGACACCUUGAUUGCUGAAGGAAUUUGGGAUCAGAAGCAGAAUCGGCUUUGUGCUGUUGCCUGCCGGAUCCUGAACUUGACAGAAUCCUUAGCAAAUGCUUCCGUUGGAGAUUGUUCGAUAAAGUUGAGUCUGAUAUUACCUACUGUUUUUUCUAUCAGAAACCGAAGUACUGUUGUGGGUCAAAUCUGGAGCGCCAAGUCUGCGAAUGAAUUGGGUUACUUUCCUAAAAUUGGGUUUCAUAGUUAUAAUGAAAUGUUGAUAGAUCCUUUGCGAAUCAAAUAUGACUAUACUGAGGUUGGAACACAAGGUUCUUGCCCCCAAAGUAAGAAUGUUGAUGGUAAGGAAAAGACAUACCCUGAUGAAUAUUCAUCAGACAUGAGAUUUUACGUGUCCUUAAAGAACAGCAACGGGCAGAUUGCAAGGGGUUAUGCGACACCGUUAUUUGUUGAUCGGCAUUUCUAUCAGAAUGGUAUAUAUCAAAGGUUCGUUAACAUCACUAUGUCAGGGCAAAAAGAGUCUACAGCUCCAGUGGCAUACGAUUGGAAUAGUCUGCUGAACGUUAGCUACAGGAUAAUCUUCAGCGCUCCUUCUGAUUUCAAGUUGGCUGGAGAGAAAUUUUCAUUGAAGAAAGAGGAGAUUUCUGCUGAAGGAACUUACGAUAAGAAAACUGGCUCUUUGUGUAUGACAGGAUGCUGGCAACGAGAGUUGAUGAUCAAUCGUACAUGGGACUGUGAAAUUGUUGUCAAAGGCCAAUUUCCACCACUUGAUGCAAGUGGGGUGGACCAUCUGAAGGGAACCAUUGAAAGCAAAAGGUCAAAGUCAGAUCCUUUUUAUUUUGAUAAUCUGGAGUUGUCUUCGGUUUCAAUUUACGGGAGCCAGGCCAAAGAAUCCAUUUGGAGAAUGGACCUUGAAAUUACUAUGGUUCUGGUUUCCAAUACACUUGCAUGUCUUUUUCUGGUAUUGCAACUCUUUUACGUAAAUAAGCAUCCAGAUGUGCUUCCUUUUGUUUCUGUUUUGAUGGUCGUAAUUAUGUGCUUGGGACACAUGAUUCCUCUUCUGUUGAACUUUGAAGCUUUGUUCGCAGCACACCGAAACCAGCAGAGUGUGUUUCUUGGCAGUGGGGGAUGGCUCGAAGUGAAUGAAGUUAUCGUUAGAGUAGUAACGAUGGUAGCUUUCCUUUUGCAGUUGCGUCUUCUUCAGCUCACUUGGUCAUCAAGACAGGGCAAUACAAGUGAGAAGAGCUUGUGGGAUUCUGAGAAAAAAGUUACUUAUCUGACUCUACCAUUGUAUGCAGUUGGCAUUUUGAUUGCUUGGCUUGUAUAUGAGUGGAAAAGUUCUUACAAUAUCUCACCCAUGCCAUUUCUGAAACCGCACCGCAGAGGUUAUCAAAUUUAUUCUACCCAGCAGCUCUCUUACAAGCAAGACUCUUUCUGGGAGGUUAUCAAAUCGUUUGCAGGUUUGGUCUUGGAUGGUUUUCUGGUCCCACAGAUCAUAUUCAACUUCAUAUUUGAUUCCAAAGAAAGGGCUCUAUGCUUCUCCUUCUAUAUGGGUACCACAUUUGUGCGUCUACUGCCUCAUGCUUAUGAUCUUUACAGGGCUCAUCAUUCCAGCUGGUACCUUGAUUUAUCAUACAUAUAUGCAAACCACAAGCUAGACUUCUAUUCCACUGCCUGGGACAUCGCUAUCCCUUGCACUGGUCUUCUAUUAGCCCUUAUCAUAUUCUUGCAGCAGCGGUUUGGUGGUCGAUGCUUAUUUCCCCGAGUUUUCCGUAAGCAGGGACCUUCAUAUGAUAAAGUGCCAACGAUCAGCAAUGAGGAAUUGGAACUCUCAGUUGCAAAUGACCUAGAAGCUUUGAAGUAAAAAUAGCUUCCUUCAAGUCAUUUUUAUCACCGUUUUCCAGCUUUACCAUACAAAUUGGCUUAUUGGUGUGGAGAAUGACGGUAGAGAUCAGACCCAACAGCAGCCUGGUCGUCAUUGUGUUUGGCUAACGAGUGUUCGGUUAACGAAUACGGCGGUGAAGGUAAAAAUUCCAGAAACACAACCCUCUCAACAGGCCGUGAAGUAUUGUGUGCCUAACCAUGAGUUUGAUGCAUUUAAAAUUUUGUGGAUGUGUACUCAUAGUUCCCAAACAAAUUCUUCAAACUGGGUAAUUUGCAAUCAUCUCUUCAAGAAAUUUAUUUCAGUUA